This is a messenger RNA of Parasteatoda tepidariorum (common house spider), 679 nucleotides long. RefSeq lists its product as uncharacterized. Lineage: Eukaryota; Metazoa; Arthropoda; Arachnida; Araneae; Theridiidae. The record is from RefSeq and is a predicted model, not a curated record.
ACAGACGGACGCUGAAUUCCAAAUACCAACAUUACAGAAUAGUCUGAAGUAUUUGUAACGGCUUGAUUUUCACGAAACAUUACAAAACGACACAGGUUUUUUUAAUUAUUGUUCUUGUAGUAUGUUUUGCGUGGUUUAUAAAGAACGAUUUCUUCAAACUUUUGAUACUCAAAUUAGUUUUGAGCAUAUGGACAGAAUGAACUAUUUGACUAUUGUUGCAGUUUUAGUGGUGGUUUUAGACAGAUCUUGUGAAGUUUUUGCACAAUAUCCACAAUUCUGCUCCCCUCCAAGAUGUCCUCCGGGAUGUUUCGUACAACGUACUUUCUCUGGACCUUGUCCUGGGUGUGAUUGCCCUCCUCCACCGCCUUUCAUGCCACCAGCUUACCCUCCACCAGUUCUAUGUUCUCCUCCAAAGUGUCCACCAGGCUGUGUAGUAGAACGAGAUUUUUCUGGACCUUGUCCUGGUUGUGAGUGUCCUCCUGCUCCACCACCUCCAGCAAAAUUUUACUGUCCACCUCCUCGUCGUUGCCGAAGUCCAUGCUUCCUAGUACCUGGUGAGAGAUGUCCAUUUUGCCAGUGUCCUUAUUCCUAGUGAUAUUCAGCGUUCACGUUUGCAAACUGUAAUCCUUUAAUGAGAUUAUCAAAGUUUGUGAAAUAAAACUUUAAUGAAAACAAUGAA